CUGCCAAUCUCUGAGAAGGGGAAUGACACUGGAGAAGCAGAGAGGAAUGACCACAGAGGUAGAGGGGUGAGCAGACUGGCCCAUGGCUGAAGCCUCGCUCCCAGAGCCAAGGGAAGACUUGGAAGCCACUCCUUGUCCCAGUGUCCUGCAGCUAGAGGAGCUCUUGAGAGCGGGGAAGGCCUCUUGCAGCCGAGUAAAUGAAGUUUGGCCCAAUCUUUUCAUAGGAGAUGCGGCCACUGCAAACAACCGCUUUGAGCUGUGGAAGUUGGGUAUCACCCAUGUGCUGAAUGCUGCCCAUGGGGGCCUCUAUUGUCAGGGGGGCCCUGACUUCUAUGGCAGCAGUGUGAGUUACCUGGGGGUGCCAGCUCACGACCUCCCUGACUUCGACAUCAGCACCUACUUCUCCUCUGCAGCUGACUUCAUCCACCGUGCCCUCAACACACCUGGGGGUCCUGGUGCACUGUGUAGUAGGCGUGAGCCGCUCUGCCACCCUGGUUCUGGCCUACCUCAUGCUGUAUCAGCAGCUGUCCCUGCGCCAGGCAGUGGUCACUGUGAGGGAGCACCGAUGGAUCUUCCCCAACCGUGGCUUUCUCCGACAGCUCUGCCAGCUGGACCAGCAACUGCGGGCCACAGGCCGGAGCUGAGGGGCCAGAGACAGCCCUUACUCCUGGCCAUAGGGCUCUGCCACUCUGCCGCCCUGGGACUGGCCCUGCUGAUGCUGCUGGAGGCUCUGGCCCCAGUGGAUUCCCAGAAGACAGUGAGAGCCUGGCAUGGGGCCCAUUCUGGAGCCCACUACUCCAUCCGCUUCCUGUGUCCUUCCACUCCUCCCAGCCACUGUCUGCAGUCUCCACAGAAACAGCAUCAAGAGUGCAGACACAGGCGGCUGGACACUGGCAGCCCAGACUGCUCAUCAGAAAAGACCACAGCCUGGGCCAGAUACCAUCACAGGAUGGAGUCACUGCAGAAGUCGAAGAUCCAGGGGGUGAGCCGGGGGACCCUCUACCAGCCGCCCACACUGGCCUCCCUGCAACGCUUACUGUGGGUCCGCCGACCCUCCACACUCAAUCACAUCAAUGAGGUCUGGCCUAACCUCUUCUUGGGAGAUGCGUAUGCUGCCCGGGACAAGAACCGGCUAGUCCAGCUGGGCAUCACUCACAUUGUGAAUGUCGCUGCAGGCAAGUUUCAAGUGGACACAGGUGCCAAGUUCUACCGUGGGUUGCCCGUGGAGUACUAUGGCAUUGAAGCUGAUGAUAACCCCUUCUUCGACCUCAGUGUCUAUUUUCUGCCUGCUGCUCAACACAUCCGAACUGCCCUCAGCUCUCCCCGAGGUCGUGUGCUGGUCCACUGUGCCAUGGGAGUGAGCCGAUCUGCCACAAUUGUCCUGGCCUUCCUCAUGAUCUGCGAGAACAUGACGCUCGUAGAGGCCAUCCAGACGGUGCAGGCCCACCGAGAUAUCUGCCCUAACUCAGGCUUCCUUCGUCAGCUUCAGGUUCUGGACAACCGGCUAGGGCGGGGGACAGGGCGGCUGUGACUCAAUGAGCAGCCAGGAGCCCUGACCCUCCAUCAACACAGUGUGACCCAGUCAGUCUGGUCCUGGGAAUGGUUGCCUCUGCUGUUUCCAGAGGCCCUGAGAUGUCAACAAGCAGGCUAAGGGGAAGGGAGGGGUUGAGGGACUUAGCUGAGGCAGGGGCAGGGAGAGCCAGCCUGGUAAUCUUUAGAUGGUGAAUCCCCCGACCCAAU
Molecule: messenger RNA, 1740 nt
Organism: Dipodomys spectabilis (banner-tailed kangaroo rat)
Lineage: Eukaryota; Metazoa; Chordata; Mammalia; Rodentia; Heteromyidae
Gene: Dusp13b
Product: dual specificity phosphatase 13
Exons: 8
Coding region: 83-1531 (482 amino acids)
Biological process (GO): negative regulation of MAPK cascade; protein dephosphorylation
Cellular component (GO): cytoplasm
Molecular function (GO): protein tyrosine/serine/threonine phosphatase activity; MAP kinase phosphatase activity
Source: RefSeq, a predicted model, not a curated record